CUGGAGGCAGCUCAGAUUCAGGUGAUUCGGGCCAUGGGAGACAAAAUGACCGCGAAUGAUCUCAACGCUAGACUUGUCUGCUUGGCCGGAGCUACAGGCUUCAACACCAGCUUUGUCAAAACCAUCCCGGCCAAGCCUAAAGAGAGCAAGCAUUUAAAUAUCCCUGCAGCGCGGCGUCCCGUCUGGAACCUGUACGGUGUGUUUCAGCUCAGUGAUCAGCUGGCCUGUGAUUCUGGCAUGAACCCAUCUCUCAACGUCUGCAACACCAGCUGCACUGCUUUUACUGACGAUGACGUCACAGAUGACAUUGCCUGCCUGAAUAGCAUUAUUAGCAGCAUUCAACCUAGACCCAAACACAGUCUCUUUCUUCCACUUAUCACACUGAACACUAUUAUGGUGAAGGAGUGUCGCUCUGUGGUUCCCUCUCUGUAUUUUGCUGAGUGUCCGAGUGCAACAACACCAAUGAGUGCAACAACACAGUGAUUUUACUCUUCUGACCUGCU
Onychostoma macrolepis is the source of this 503-nucleotide messenger RNA. RefSeq names its product lysozyme C-1. NCBI's taxonomy places the organism in Eukaryota, Metazoa, Chordata, Actinopteri, Cypriniformes, Cyprinidae. The record is from RefSeq and is a predicted model, not a curated record. The transcript has 5 exons. The coding region runs from base 34 to 483 and encodes 149 amino acids.